Aspergillus mulundensis is the source of this 2556-nucleotide messenger RNA. RefSeq names its product chloride channel protein. Gene Ontology annotation, molecular function: voltage-gated chloride channel activity. The coding region runs from base 1 to 2556 and encodes 851 amino acids. Gene Ontology annotation, biological process: transmembrane transport; intracellular copper ion homeostasis; chloride transport. The record is from RefSeq and is a predicted model, not a curated record. Lineage: Eukaryota; Fungi; Ascomycota; Eurotiomycetes; Eurotiales; Aspergillaceae. Gene Ontology annotation, cellular component: endoplasmic reticulum; early endosome; membrane. The transcript is spliced from 7 exons.
AUGCCUGCCUCGUCGGCCCCGCUUUCCCCCCUUCUCUCGCCGUCCGUUCAGCCAGAGCGUCGCCUCUGGAGGAGUUUCUCGGGGUUAUCGGCCUCGUCGCAACCACGCUCGCCCACCGACAAUGGCCAGGCUCCUGUAAUCACGGAGGAGAUCAGCGAGAUCAAACGAUACGAAGACUUUACGACUAUUGACUGGGUUCAGGAUGCGGUGCACGAGCAAGCGCGGCGGCGGAUGAAGCGACAGGAGGGCUCGGGAUUUUGGGAUAAAGAAGGCACUUUCAAAUGGAGACAUAAAGUACGAGAGUCUUAUGACGCUGGACAAGCCUGGCUUGUCAUUACGAUUGUCGGGGCAGCAAUUGGGCUGAUUGCGGCUGUCCUAAAUAUUAUUACCGAGUGGUUGUCGGACAUUAAAUUGGGAUACUGUACGACGGCGUUUUAUCUCAAUCAACAAUUCUGUUGCUGGGGUGCUGAAGGGGGCUGCCCCGAGUGGAGGGACUGGACUUCAUACUGGGUUGUGAACUACGUUCUCUACACCUUUUAUGCGGUUCUGUUCGCAUUCAUAGCUGCGAAACUAGUCAAGUCGUUUGCGCCGUAUGCCGCCGGAUCGGGAAUUUCCGAGAUAAAAUGCAUCAUCGCUGGGUUCGUGAUGAAAGGCUUCCUGGGCGGAUGGACGCUCUUGAUCAAGUCAAUUGCGCUUCCGCUGGCUAUCGCGUCCGGUUUGUCGGUAGGCAAAGAAGGUCCAAGCGUUCACUUUGCCGUCUGUGCUGGAAAUGUCAUCUCGCGGUUUUUUACCAAGUACAAGCGAAGUGCAUCGAAAACUAGAGAAGUUUUGACAGCAACGGCAGCAGCCGGCGUUGCUGUUGCUUUUGGAAGUCCGAUUGGUGGCGUAUUAUUCUCCCUUGAGGAAGUAGCGUCCUAUUUUCCAUUGAAGACUCUGUGGCGGAGCUAUUUCUGUGCUCUAGUUGCGACUGGAGUGUUAUCCGUUAUGAACCCUUUUAGAACUGGACAGCUCGUCAUGUUUCAGGUGCAGUAUGAUCGAACAUGGCACUUUUUCGAACUCAUAUUUUUCGUCAUAAUUGGCAUAUUUGGUGGGCUGUACGGAGCACUAGUAAUUAAGUGGAAUCUUCGUGUCCAAGCAUUCAGGAAGAAAUAUCUUUCCCAAUAUGCUGUGGUGGAGUCGGUGAUCCUAGCUGCUAUCACGGCAGUCAUCUGUUUCCCCAACAUGUUCCUGAAAAUCAACAUGACAGAAAUGAUGGAAAUUCUGUUUCAGGAAUGCGAAGGAGAGCAUGACUACCACGGCCUGUGCGAAUCUAAGUAUCGCUGGUCAAUGGUGUUCUCAUUGGCCACUGCCACAAUCCUGCGGGUAUUCCUGGUCAUCAUAUCAUAUGGUUGUAAGGUGCCGGCUGGUAUUUUUGUCCCAUCUAUGGCGAUUGGGGCGUCUUUUGGCCGCAUGGUCGGUAUUAUGGUCCAGGCAUUGCACGAAUCGUUUCCAGAUUCGAGGUUUUUUGCAGCCUGUGAGCCGGACCUUCCUUGUAUUACGCCGGGCACUUACGCAUUUCUCGGCGCGGGCGCGGCUUUGAGUGGAAUCAUGCAUUUGACCAUCUCGGUAACUGUAAUCAUGUUCGAGCUGACAGGAGCUCUGACCUAUAUUCUUCCAACCAUGAUCGUGGUUGGAGUCACCAAAGCCGUUGGAGAUCGUUUUGGAAACGGCGGCAUAGCUGACCGCAUGAUCUGGGCCAACGGGUUUCCGUUCCUUGAUAAUAAAGAGGACCACGUCUUCAACGUCCCCGUUUCGCAUGCCAUGACGAGCGACCCGGUAUCGCUUCCUGCGUCUGACUUCCCAGUACGUGAAGCGGAGCAUCUCCUGAACGAUAACAAAUUCCAAGGCUUCCCAAUCGUGGAAGACCGCUCGAGUAAAAUCCUAGUCGGGUACAUUGGCCGCACAGAAUUGCGUUACGCUAUCGAUCGAGCUAGAAGGGAAAGCAUGCUCUCUCCGACUGCCCAAUGCGUAUUUACCAGGGAAGCAGUGGAAGCAUCAGUGGCUCGCCGCGCCUCCUCCACUUUCCAGCGUACCCAUUUAACACCGAGUACCUUUGAUAAUAUAGAGACCACUUCCGGAGCGAGCUCCGUGGACUUUAGCAGGUACAUCGACCAUACCCCACUAACAGUUCACCCGCGUCUGCCACUGGAAACCGUCAUGGAGAUUUUCAAGAAAAUGGGCCCUCGAGUCAUCUUGGUUGAGCACCGUGGCCGACUUACGGGACUCGUCACAGUCAAGGACUGCCUCAAGUACCAGUUCAAGGUCGAGGCCGAGGAGCAAGCACUAGCUGCAACGCACCAACCGGAGCUUCCCCUUGGGGCUUACCAGGCGAAGGAUAAUGACACGCUUGAAGAACGCAUCUGGCACUUUAUGCAGAAAAUUGGGUCCAAGUUUUCCAAGGGAUCUGGGCGACCACGAGAUGUCAGACCCAUCCCGCAACAGGAUCGAUCCCCAACUGGUCCGGGGCCGGAAGAAGACGCUGACGAUGGCAUGGUCGAAUUAGAAGAAAGACCUUAA